This is a messenger RNA of Rhineura floridana, 2756 nucleotides long. RefSeq names its product sodium/potassium transporting ATPase interacting 2 (gene NKAIN2). NCBI's taxonomy places the organism in Eukaryota, Metazoa, Chordata, Lepidosauria, Squamata, Rhineuridae. The transcript has 7 exons. The record is from RefSeq and is a predicted model, not a curated record. Bases 1315 to 1941 code for a protein of 208 amino acids. Gene Ontology annotation, biological process: regulation of sodium ion transport.
CCCAGCAGGCGGCAGCAGAGAAUUCUGUGCUGCUCACCCAGCCAUCUACCUUUUAUCCGCAUCUUCCUCCAGAGGCAGCCCCCGCCCGCGCCCCUAGACGGGGAGGCCGGUCAGAACCAUAGCAGCGUCCUCACAUGCACCGGGAGACAAGGCGCGUGCGACCUGUGGGUCGGUCGGUGGGUGGGGCGGGCGGCUUACGCAGAGCCUUUCUACCGUCCACAUGCCGGCAGUUGCUGGGGCGGCAAGCCUAGAGAAGAAGCCACUGCCUGUCUGUGGCCGUCUCUCAAACCUUCUCCUCCUCCUCUCUCUCCUCCACCCCUCUUGCGUGAAGCUCCAUUCAAAAGCACUAGAACACAGGCAGUCUCCCCCUCUCCCUCAAGUUCGUUGUUUCCUCAGCGACGCUGGCGGGGCUGGGUGUAUUACAAGGGAGAGAACAGGGAGAGAACCCGAAAGCGUGAUGGAGGUUGUGUCGGUGUGCGCGCGCCUGCCUGCCUAGGACAAGGGAGAUAACCCGUGGGUCUAAAGCCGCCGAGCCAAAGUCGUAAGGGGAUUGGGAAACCCUCCUCUUCUGCUUUCUCUCACCACCCCCGCCCCGCGUUCUCUAAGCGGAGUUGGAGCAGGAAGCUACAGUGGUGGCAGCCGUCGCCCUGCUUACAUUGAGAGACAGCGCCUGUCAGGCUUCUGGGCAGCGGCAGCCACCGCCAGCUCCCAUCUUCCUGCUUAUGUUGCUGUGCUGCAUUGGGAAUAAUCGCUCUCUCUGCCAUUGAAUGGAGGGAACUGAAGCUUUUGCAAGGGGAAUACCUGGCCGAGCUCUGAGAAGAGGCUUUUCUGCGGCUGCCUGAGGGGAAACGAACGAGGAGUGCUGUGAGGAGGAGAGGGGUGCAAAACACUCCAGCCUCCAAGAAUGAGCUGAGCUCCUUGCUUGCCUCUCUCUCUUUUCCCGCGUGGCUGGAUGGCUGAAGGGCUGAGCCCAGGCGGGUGGCAAACUUGGGAAGGCCGCCGAAUGCCUCUGGGAACUGCCGCGGCUCUCCCUGGCUUCCGGGACACCAUUCCCUCCCGCGCCGCUGUCGGCGGAGGCAUCUUUGCACAAAGGGAGUGAAAACUGCAAAGGCGAUUGCUGUCGGUGCUGGGGGUGCUGGGAACGCGGUCCUAAUGCCUGUCGCUUCUCGGGACGCGCCGGUGGCGGCGGCGGCUGCAGGCAGGAGCCCCCUGAGUCCUGUUCAGGCUUGCUUAGCUUCUCCCGGCAUCUGAUUGGAUACGGCCGGGCUCUGCGUGGGACAGCGGCGCUGUAGCGAGGGGUCUCGGACCAAAAAAAUGGGUUAUUGCAGCGGCAGGUGUACGCUGAUAUUUAUCUGUGGCAUGCAACUGGUAUGUGUGCUGGAGAGACAAAUAUUUGAUUUCCUUGGUUAUCAGUGGGCACCAAUCCUGGCAAAUUUUGUACACAUUAUUAUAGUCAUACUUGGCUUAUUUGGAACCAUCCAGUAUAGACCUCGCUACAUAACAGGAUACGCUGUCUGGUUAGUCCUCUGGAUUACAUGGAACAUAUUUGUUAUCUGCUUCUACUUGGAGGCUGGGGACCUAUCAAAGGAAACAGAUCUUAUACUGACCUUCAAUAUCUCAAUGCACCGUUCUUGGUGGAUGGAGAAUGGGCCAGGCUGCACAGUGACAUCUGUGACCCCAGCCCCAGACUGGGCACCAGAGGACCAUCGCUACAUCACUGUCUCAGGGUGUGUUCUUGAGUACCAAUAUAUAGAAGUGGCUCACAGUUCCUUACAGAUCAUUCUUGCACUGGCAGGAUUCAUCUAUGCCUGUUAUGUUGUGAAAUGUAUCACCGAAGAAGAGGACAGCUUUGAUUUCAUAGGUGGAUUUGACUCUUACGGCUAUCAAGGCCCACAGAAGACAUCUCAUUUACAACUACAGCCUAUGUAUAUGUCGAAGUAGACAAAAGCAAAGUCUGUGGUUGGGCUGAAGGACUGGUCAAAGAACAUAUUCCAGCAUGGCCUCCUGUGGGUGCAAAAGAAUGAAGAAGUCCUAACUCUUCUGUUUCAAUAUAUAAUUCAACAAGAAUGCUCAAACACAGAGGCCUCAUUUUCCCACAAGUAGAGCCCACAGGAUCCCUUCUAUCCCAUUUUGGAUUUUCCAAAUUCUUAUACAGAAGGUUCAGAAGGAGAAGCAGUGGUGCCAUCUUCUGGCCACCGUCUACUUUCUCCCCCCCACCCGCAGCUCCUGCCUCUGAAUUAGGAAACGUAUCUUAUCCAUUUUGGUUGUUUCUGAGGGUCUUUCAUAUUCUGUCUGGAGCUGUGUCUUCUUAGUCAAUAAACACUAAGGAUGCCAUGAUGACCUUGGAACAGACAAUAGUCAGCAAGUUGUUUGUCCUAAAGGCUGUAUAGUACAUACUUGCCUUAACCUAUCCUAAGUUACACAUCAGAGAAAUUCAAUGUGGACUUUCUGAAGUAACUUCCUUUAGGCUCAACCAUGCUGUUCAUUAAUUGUAAAAGAUUUCUAAGGCUGUGUCAGGUAAUAGACUCUGCUCCUCAGCAGUUGCCGAGUUGGCUGUGUAAGAAAACCACCCGCUGGCAGAGAAAAGAUGCUUUACUGUAAACCCUCCAGAUUGGCUGGGAUGCAAACAUUUUAAAAUACUUCUAAAAGAACUGGGCUCUUUGGGGAACUGGAAAAUGCCAGGAAAAAAGAAACUCUUACUAAAAGUAAUAACUGUAAAGAAAUAACAAAAACAGUGCUCCUUAACCACACUGUUU